Molecule: messenger RNA, 1551 nt
Organism: Aspergillus puulaauensis
Lineage: Eukaryota; Fungi; Ascomycota; Eurotiomycetes; Eurotiales; Aspergillaceae
Product: putative MFS transporter
Exons: 6
Coding region: 1-1551 (516 amino acids)
Biological process (GO): transmembrane transport
Cellular component (GO): membrane
Molecular function (GO): transmembrane transporter activity
Source: RefSeq, a predicted model, not a curated record
AUGGACAGUGCAAUGGCGUCGAACUCGCUGGUGCAGGAGCAGCUGCAGGAUGCAGGCCCGCCCCGCGUUGACGAAAAGACAAUCGCCACCGGCGGAAUUGAUCUGCUGGGCGAGGAGGCCAAGCCCAUUGACCCCGAGGUUGAGCGGCGAGUGUUGCGGAAGAUUGAUCUGUUUCUGAUGCCAGCGAUGGUAAUUGGAUAUGGUCUGGUGUACUAUGACAAGGCAAUUCUGGGAAAUGCAGUCCUGUUCGGCAUGACUACAGACCUGCAGCUGUCGGUUACGGACAAUUCAGUCAGUCCACCAGUAACCGAUACAUCCAGGCUGAGCUGGGCAACCUCCAUCUUCUACUUUGGCCAGCUUGCCGGCUCUUACCCCAUGACAUACAUCUUACAGUGCUUCCAAACAAGACGCGUUCUAGGUCCCGCUGUGAUUAUUUGGGCAAUUAUAUGUGCUGCGACCGCCGGCGUAACCACCUGGAAAGGACUUUUCGCCCAGCGAUUCUUCCUCGGCUUCACCGAAGCGAUCAUUCCAACCGGAUUCAUGGUAAUAGUGAGUGGAUUCUACACACAGCGAGAGCAGUCGUCACGCCAAAGCUGGUGGUUCUCCGGCACCGGAUGGUUCACUAUCAUCGGCGGUGCCUUCAACUAUGGCUUUGCCCAGAUUGACAGCGGUGCCUUGAAGCCGUGGCAGUAUAUUUACAUCUUCGCUGGCAUUCUGACGUUCCUCUUUGGAAUCUGGUGUUUCUUUCUUCCGAAUGAUCCUCUCAACGCGUGGUUUCUCACCCCGGAAGAGCGUCUGGUGGCCGUGGAGAGACUCCGGGCCAGUCAGACUGGAGUGAAGCACAAGAAAUUCAAGACUGGCCAACUGAAGGAGGCCAUCUUGGAUAUCCGGAUCUGGCUUGUUUCCCUGACCAUGGCUGCUGCAUACACCGUCAACGGCGCAGUAUCUGGCUUUGGGCCGCUUAUCGUCUCGACGUUCGGCUAUUCCUCCCUCGAGAGCAUUCUCUUCCAGUUCCCCUUGGGCGGAAUAUCUGCAUUUGGCAUCAUCGGCACCGGCUGGCUAUGCUCUCGCUACCGAAACAUCCGCGUCAUAUUGCUAAUCCUCUGCUGCCUCCCGGUAAUCGCGGGCUUCGUGAUGAUCUGGAAAUCCACCUGGGGAUAUAAACCCGCUACUCCUGUCGCUGGAUACUCUCUGAUUGGUUUCUUCGGCCCAGUCGUUGGCAUCACCAUCUCCCUCGGCGCGAGUAACAUCGCAGGCGAGACGAAGAAAAGCUUCAUGGCCGCGGCCGUGUUCGUCGCGUACUGCGUGGGCAAUAUCGUCGGUCCCCAGUUGAUCCAUACCCAGCAGAAGGCUGAUCAUUAUCCUGAUCUAUGGACUGGACUUAUUAUCUGCUACUGCAUUACCAUCCUCUGCGCGUCGGUUCUGGCUGUGCUGUGGUUCAGGGAGAACAGACAGCGAGCAGGUCUGGGUUUGAAUGAAAGCGAGCGCGAUCGUCUUGCUUUUAAGGACUUGACGGAUAAGGAGAACUUGCAUUUCAGAUAUGUAUAUUAG